GCGGGCCGGGCCGGGCCGGCGCCGCGUUAGCCUCGCUCGCCAGCGUCGCCCGGAGCCCCGGGGGAUGCUCCCGGUCGGCACCCCCUAUGGCCGCCGACGUCUUCAUGUGCUCCCCGCGCCGGCCCCGCAGUCGGGGCCGCCCGGUGCUGCUCAAGCCUCAGGUGCCUGAGGACGACGACGACUCGGACACCGAUGAACCGUCCCCGCCGCCCGCCUGCGCUUCGGCCACCCCGGCCCGGGCCCACGCGAGCGCCGCGCCGCCGCCGCCCAGGGCCGGGCCGGGCCGCGAGGAGCCUCCGCGCCGCCAGCAGAUCAUCCACAGCGGCCACUUCAUGGUGUCGUCGCCACACCGCGAGCACCCGCCCAAGAAGGGCUACGAUUUCGACACGGUCAACAAGCAGACGUGCCAGACCUACAGCUUCGGCAAGACCAGCUCCUGCCACCUGUCCAUCGACGCCUCGCUCACCAAACUCUUCGAGUGCAUGACCCUGGCCUACAGUGGGAAGUUGGUGUCUCCAAAGUGGAAGAAUUUCAAGGGCCUGAAACUCCAGUGGAGAGACAAGAUCCGGCUCAAUAAUGCCAUCUGGCGGGCGUGGUACAUGCAGUAUUUGGAGAAGCGCAAGAAUCCCGUGUGCCACUUUGUCACUCCACUAGAUGGCUCUGUUGAAGUAGAUGAGCAUCGCAGGCCAGAGGCCAUCACCACAGAAGGGAAGUACUGGAAGAGCCGCAUUGAGAUCGUGAUCCGGGAGUAUCACAAGUGGAGAACCUACUUCAAGAAAAGGCUACAGCAGCACAAGGAUGAGGACCUUUCCAGCCUGGCCCAGGAUGAUGACAUGCUUUAUUGGCACAAACGUGGGGAUGGAUGGAAGACCCCAGUCCCCAUGGAGGAGGACCCACUGCUGGACACAGACAUGCUCAUGUCGGAAUUCAGCGACACCCUCUUCUCAACACUUUCCUCACACCAGCCAGUGGCCUGGCCCAACCCCCGGGAAAUAGCACAUCUGGGAAAUGCAGACAUGAUCCAGCCGGGGCUGAUUCCUCUGCAGCCCAACCUGGACUUCAUGGACACUUUUGAACCCUUCCAGGACCUCUUCUCUUCCAGCCGCUCCAUUUUUGGUUCCAUGCUGCCUGCUCCUGUCUCAACACCUGCACCAGAUCCCAACAGUCCACCGGCUCAGGAGAGCAUCCUGUCAUCCACCGCUCUCCCCACCGUGAGCCUCCCUGAUGGCCUCAUAGCAGCUCCUGCAGCCACCACCCUGGACCCCACGGAUAGGCAGGGCUGUGAACGGGCUCCCCGGCCUGGAGACCCCUUUAUCCAGCCCACAGACUUCGGUCCUCCUGCACCACCGCUGAAUGUCCCUCAGCCUUUCCUCCCUGUGUUCACCAUGCCCUUGCUGUCUCCCAGCCCUGCCCCAGCACCUGCUUCCCCUGCCCUGCCUCUAGCCCCACCACCCCCUGCCCCUGCCUUGAGCCCCUCGGCUCCACCUACCUUCCUACCGCCGAAGUUUGCUGGAGCCAGCAAGUCGCCCUCCGUCAUCACACACACGGCCUCUGCCACCCUCACCCAUGACGCGUCUGCCACCACCUUCAGCCAGAGCCAGGGCCUUGUCAUCACAACCCACCAUCCCACGCCCUCAGUGUCCCCCUGUGGCCUGGCGCUGCCUCCGGUCACCCGGCCGCCAACUGCCGGACCUCCCCAACCCUGUUUAACUUUUGUGCACCCCAAACCUGUCUCUUUGACUGGGGGGAGGCCCAAGCAGCCCCCCAAAAUAGUGCCUGCUCCCAAACCAGAGUCUGUGUCCGUGGUAUUGAAGAAUGCUUGCAUUGCCCCAGCUGCCUUUUCAGGACAACCACAAGCAGUGAUCAUGACAUCAGGCCCUCUGAAGAGAGAAGGGAUGUUGGCUUCUACCGUGUCGCAGUCCAGUGUGGUCCUCACGCCUGCUGCCAUUGCCCGGGCUCCUGGAGUCACGGAGUUCCACAGUGGCAUCCUGGUGACAGACCUUGGCCGCACCACGAGCAGCCAGCCAGCCCCUGUCUCUCGGCUCUUCUCUCCAAGUGCUGUGCAAGACUCCCUGGUGAAGGGCGAGCAGGUCCCUGCCAUGGGUUCCAGUCGAGAUUGCCCAAACUCAGGGCAGGCCUCUCCAUGUGCUUCAGAGCAGAGCCCCAGUCCCCAGUCUCCCCAGAACAACUGCUCAGGGAAAUCUGCAGACCCCAAAAAUGUGGCUGCUUUAAAGAACCGGCAGAUGAAGCAUAUUUCAGCUGAGCAGAAAAGGCGCUUCAACAUCAAGAUGGGCUUUGACACCCUCAACAGUUUGAUCUCUAAUAAUUCCAAGCUGACCAGCCACGCCAUCACGCUGCAGAAGACCGUGGAGUACAUCACCAAGCUGCAGCAGGAGCGGGGCCAGAUGCAGGAGGAAGCCCGGCGGCUGCGGGAGGAGAUCGAGGAGCUCAACGCCACCAUCAUCUCCUGCCAGCAACUGCUUCCUGCCACGGGAGUGCCCGUCACCCGGCACCAAUUCGAUCACAUGAGGGACAUGUUUGAUGAGUAUGUGAAGAGCCGGACCCUACAGAAUUGGAAGUUCUGGAUUUUCAGUAUCAUUAUCAAGCCGCUGUUUGAGUCCUUCAAGGGGAUGGUGUCCACCAGCAGCCUGGAAGAGCUGCACCGGACGGCGCUGUCCUGGCUGGACCAGCACUGCUCCCUGCCCGUCCUCAGGCCAACGGCGCUGCACAGCCUCCGGCAGCUGAGCACCACCACGUCCGUCCUGACAGACCCGUCCCAGCUGCCGGAGCAGGCGGCACAGGCCGUCACCGCCAUCGGCAGGAGACCGGGGGACUCGUAGCAGCGCCUGGCGGGCGCGUGGCCGCGCAAGAUGCCACAGAGGCUCUUCCCGCCCGUGGAGAGGGGCUGCAGCCCAUGCCUCUCCUGACGCAGAGCUCAGGGCCCCCCUCCAACUCCGCCGGCCCACUGGGCCACGCAACACUGCGCUCAGGGCUGAAGCAGGUUCGGGGCCUGUGGACAGCAGUAGCCCGUCUUUGGGAAGCCCUUGCUGUGAACUCUUACUCAUUGACCUCAGUCGUGACCUCCCCUGCCCUCAGGCAACCCAGACAAAGUCCGGUCCUGCUGGUGGUCUGCCGGGCCCCUGGUGCCUGAGCAGGGAGUAGAGGGGACAAAGGGGCACGGCCUGCGCCUGGGAGCUGGGAGGCAUAAGGGUUCCUCUUCAGUUCUGUCCUCAGACUUCUGGAUGCUCGCUCCUGUCACCCCUGGGCACUCGGAUGGCGCCGCUCUGACUCGCCCGUGGGGCAGGUGGAAGGCACCUCCCUUCCUCCCUCACACUCUGACCUUGUAAGUAGGUUUGGACAGCUGCUCCCACCGCACAGGCCGCCAGGGAACCCCGGAACCCGCGUGCGGAAGCGGUGGGUGUGAAUGCUCGCGGCGCGAGAAGGUUCGCAAAGCAAGGCGAAGCUGCUGCUCUGGCUCCGGAGACCCCUCGGGUGGCGCCGCGGGCGGCCUCGCUCCGUUCUGCCGGGGCCUCGGCAGCCGUCGUCGGUAGCUUGAGAACCGUGGCGGGGACUCAGGCGGGGCCUCGCUGGGCGCCACCUCACCGCAUGGCCCUUGUUCUGCACCUUCCUCCAAGCCGCAGCCUCAGACGAGCCAGCAGCCUCGGGUGCACGCUCGCAGCCCUGAGAGCGCAGCAUUUGAGAGGCCAGACUCCACGGUGCCGCCGUGGGUCUGUCGCCUUGUCUGGAUGGUUCAGCCAGGAGCCCCAAACCAUAACAGUUCUCGGACCAAAGAUGUCACCACACCCAAAGUCUGUCCUGUGUUGUGUUUGGAGGAAGAGAUUGAAUGUUGUCGGGCAGCCCUCUGAGGCAGCCAGCCUCAGUUUCUGGGCAUCUCCCAGAUCAUACAGUGAAGAGUUACACUCAUAUUUGAUCCAGGCGGAGGGAUAUCUGGGGGCAGCGGCCUGCUUCUGAAGGUGGAAUUGCAUUCGGGGUGUCCGGGCCCAUCCUCUUGUAUGUGAUGUGCAAGAGGAGCUGCAGAUGGAAGGGCGGGUGCUCUCUCUAACGCUCAGGAAGCCCAGCCAAGGGUACCUCCUCGUUGAAAGAAUGUGCUUUUAACGUCCUGCUGUGAAGUUCAGAGUCUCAGUGGACUUUCCAGUCAAUCUCUGUCCUCCCUGCCAGAGAUGGAGCCUGGGCAGUGCUAGGCAAGGCCGGGAAUGCUGGGUAGGCUCUGAGUGGGGGCUGCUGAGGGCAACCUCCUGCAGCUUGGACCCAUUUGGAGGCUCCCGCGGGUUCCUGGAGGCCUGCUGAAGGUGCUCAGGGGGCAGCCAGCCCUGCCUCGGCCUCUGUUGAUGGAGGAUGGCAGGGGUGACGUCUCCCUGCCGCCGGCCAUGCCACCGUCUCUGCUGCAGGUCACCGACCAUCACCUACUCCCUUGUCUGUGCUUCAGCCCCGCACAAGAGCAGCUUGGCGGCGUCCCUCAGCCUCUCCAGAAAACGUGUUUACAAGCCUCCCAGAUCACUCCCCUGAGGGGCGAGCACAAGACAAGGCUGGGCUGAUCCUUAAUGUCCACUGGGAAGUGGUAAGAGAGCUCAUCCUUCACCCCAGGAUAAACAUGAAUUUGCCCUUCAGAAGGGGAAGACCACCAUGGUAAGAACUCACUAGGGUCAAAAGGAAGAACACGAGACAUCCCCAGCUACGAGGGCUUGUGGAGGGUCAUGAGCUCCGUCCCUUCCCCAGUUCCUGUGCCUUUGUAAACCGCGUGAAUGGCCGUAAUGCUUGGCCCACCAAGACCUCUCCUAAAUGAGCAGCCUUCUCCCCACCCGGUGCUGGGAGUCUUUUUCUUUUUUUUUUUUUAACUCUGUGGGAUGUAAAAUUGGCCUCUUGCUUCUUCGGCCUACCUCUCCUCUUCCUUUUGCUGAAUUAAUGUUCAUGAUUCUGUUUUGUUAAAUAUUUAAGGCUGUUGGGUCACAUGAGACUUUGAAGGGUUGUGUGUGUGUGUGUGUGUGUGUGUCUGUCUGUCUGUCUGUCCUAGCAGACUGUUAACUAGAUGCAUGUUUUUGUUUUGAGUCAUUUACUUAAAUCCAUUUCUCUUGGUGCUCACAAUUACCACGGCUGUUGGGCCACAAAGCUGUAUCUCUUACCACAGACAUGACUGUUUCUUGUCCCAGAAUAAUUUCUUAUUUUGGAAUCUUGCCCGAUGAAUCUGGCCAGACAGAGGGGCCCAGUGGGGGCGCAGGGGCAGCGAGACCACCCUGCCAGCGGGCUGCAGGGUGUGCUGCCCACAGGGCUGUGCUUUGUUUACACUCAUUUUCACCCCUGCUCCUGCCUCUGCUCCCAUAAAAGAAGCUUUAAAAUGCUGACACUUUGGAGAAUAAAAAAAAGAUCAAUCUGAAAAGGAAAAAAAAAAAAAGCCUGUCUGACACAUAAAUCUUUGAAAAGCAUUUCUGUGAAAUCUUUCUGUGCCAUCAGCCCUCUUCACACUGUGCCUGCUCUUUCACGAUGAGUGGGAAACACAGGGACAGGGCAGGUGCCACCAAGGGGCUUUCUAAAAGUUGGCGGGCCCGCCCCUCCCAUCUCAGGCGGGUUACACCUGCAGUCACCCCCAGGGGGGCUCCAGCCCGUGCACCCCCGCUGCUGUCCAGCCAGAGUUUCUCACACGAGAGCAGCCGUCCCAGCAUCAGAAGUUAGAGUUAAUGAGGUGCUAGCGGACGUCACUGGCCCUUGUCAGGAGGAAGGACUGGGGAGCAGGGAACCCCCAGCGCCACCCUGUUCCUGGAGCCUCUGCAGGAGGAGGGGUGGUCAGUUGUCGCCCCUGUGUCCUUGGGCACCCACUGCCCUUGUGACCUGACGGGCCGGGAGGUUUUCCUGCUCUGGCCGAUAGAAAUAUAAACUUAGACUGAGCAAGCAUGGCCCCCAGGGUGGUAUCAACCCCCUUUGUCUCGACCCAGGUGAAGGGGUGUGGUGGCAAGGGACCUGAGAACUAGAGGAACGAGGAGCAGGUCCAUUGUUUGAGGAUUACAAGCUGGCACGGUCUAGCUGAAGCACACGGCGUGGCGCCGGGCUGUCCUCAGUGCUCCCUGCCCCAUGCCCAGGACCCCCCACGCCGUGGAUAAGCUGGUCCGCUCGCUCCUCUCUCUCUGGUGGAAAGUUGCCUUUCCCUAGAGAUGGCCUGCUUCCUGUUACGCACUUCACCAGUGACGAAACCCACCCACCGCUCAUGGGAACUUAGCUUUGCCAAGUGUUCCCUCGGUCAUGGUCUCACUGGAGGAGAGAGCUGGGAUGCCCUGGUGUGAGCAACAUGGCAGCCGCAGCCUGAGUCUUCACCUCGGUGCCCUGAUACCGUAUAUGUUGAGGAUUUUCACCACGUCUGAACAUGCACAAGGGGAGAAGGGGGUUGGAGGGUGGAAGAGCUUGGAAGCUCAACACCUGUUUGUAACUUUCAGUAGUCUCCUUGGCCUUGACCCUCUGGGAUCGGAGGGACGGCGAGAGCAGGGAGAAGCCCUAGGACCUACUGUGUACCUCCAGCAACUGCCCCGUUUUGUUUUCCUUCUGAGGACUUGGCUUUCCUGGCUCAUCAUGCAGGAGGCUGUCUCCUUGUUGGGAUUUGCGAAAAUCAGCCUUUGAGAAAGAAAAGGGAACUUUUCAUGUUAAAUGUUGGCUUUGAUUCUGUGUGUGUGUGUGUGUGUGUGUGCACGUGCUUGCACAAGCCUGCCUGUGUUUGUUUACUUAAUGGAAUUUUAUUUUUGUGAAAUUCCUUCCCAAAUAUGUAGCAGAAUUCACCUCCAUCUCCCAGUCAAACUUUUGGUUUCACAGUCAACCCUGGGCGUCACUAAUUUGAAGAAUUCUCUUCUGGGUUUCUAAACAGAGGUGUGCUCCUCCCAAGGCUUGAGAUUGUGGAGGGCUUGGGAGAAACGGAUACAUUUCCGUAGAGUUUGUCCUGCAGUUGAAGGGUAUGAAGGGCUCAGCCCAGGGACACACAAUUCCUAGGCUGUGUUUCUCACAAGGGAGCUUGAACACAGCCUCUCCCCGACAACGCCCUGCUGUUUCUCUACCCGAAUCUUCUCAGACGGCCCGCGAAAGGGAACCUCGUUCAUCUACUUAUUUUGUAACAUCACGGCUGAGCUACCACGGCGUUCUUUUCCUUUGCCAGCUUCCAGUUCAUUGUAUAAAUGGUUCGUUUUUUCUGUUGUGAGCUUUGGUGAUUGCGUCAGGGCUCCGUUGGGAGGCAGUUUCCCCUCGUGGUCCGAACAGCAAAACCCGAGAAGAGCCUUGUUACUCGGAGGCUCCCUCAGGCCUGCACCACCCAGAACACCACCCUUCAUGCUCCGCUGUCGAGAAGCACGUUUCCACCAGCUGUAUUCAACACUACAAUGCAGUUUUAAAACUAUAUUUGCAUCCGAGACAAUAAAAAGCUGUAUUUUUUUGA
Molecule: messenger RNA, 7426 nt
Organism: Neomonachus schauinslandi (Hawaiian monk seal)
Lineage: Eukaryota; Metazoa; Chordata; Mammalia; Carnivora; Phocidae
Gene: MLXIP
Product: MLX interacting protein
Exons: 17
Coding region: 87-2840 (917 amino acids)
Biological process (GO): regulation of transcription by RNA polymerase II
Cellular component (GO): nucleus
Molecular function (GO): DNA-binding transcription factor activity, RNA polymerase II-specific; RNA polymerase II cis-regulatory region sequence-specific DNA binding; protein dimerization activity
Source: RefSeq, a predicted model, not a curated record